This is a messenger RNA of Macrobrachium nipponense, 4159 nucleotides long. RefSeq names its product tRNA (uracil-5-)-methyltransferase homolog A-like. The record is from RefSeq and is a predicted model, not a curated record. Gene Ontology annotation, molecular function: RNA methyltransferase activity; RNA binding. Bases 816 to 3479 code for a protein of 887 amino acids. NCBI's taxonomy places the organism in Eukaryota, Metazoa, Arthropoda, Malacostraca, Decapoda, Palaemonidae. The transcript is spliced from 16 exons. Gene Ontology annotation, biological process: RNA processing.
AACAAGGAAUAUGGCGCGCCGGACCAUCCUGUAACCAUCGUUGCCGGUUUAAUGCCAAAAACGUCACAUAUCGCGGUGAAUUUUGAGUGUGAAUAGUGGGAGACAGUUUGGGGUGGUUAAGCUAUUAUUCAGUAGAAAAAAGAAGAUAAACAGUAAUAAGAUUUUCCUAUCAUGCCGUAGGAUGUAGGGAAUUUGUGUAGAUGGAAAAAUGCCAAAGCCGAAAGUGAAGGAGGAUGCCAUUGCGAAGCCUAAGCCGUUAAAGUUUGACAGUGGGGACUCUGUGGCCAGUUGGAAACACUUUCAAGGGGCAGUGGAAGUCCUAUGAGGAAGCCAGUGGUUUGGAUGAACGCUCCUCAACUGAGAGAUUAGUGACUUUCUUGAGGGUGGUGGGCAAGGAUGCCAUCAACAUCUACAACAGUUUCUCCUGGAGCGAAGAGAGAGAUGCCAGGAAUAUCGAAAAGGUGAUUGAGAAAUUCGAGACACUCUGCCUCUCAGACAGGAGCAGCCGCUUCCAUCGCUACCUCUUCCACAAGAGGGAACAGGAAACCGCAGAGAAGGUUGACGAUUACGUGGCCGACGUCAGGAAUCUCGCCGAAUCCUGUGGUUUUGGAGAUCUAAAAGAGACACUGAUUUGUGACAAGAUAAUCUUUGGCUUGAAAGAGCAGUACUUGAAAGAGGAGUUGCUGAAGUCAGAGGAAGUGGAAAGCAAUAAAGUUGUUGAACUUAUCAAGGUCAAACAAGAAGAACAGAAGAAGAGGGAGCAGGCGGUGCUGAAGGCAAAAGAAUCAAAAAAUCAAAGAAAAGGAACGUGGAUAAUGGCUGACGACCACGAGAUGAUCGAGCUCGAGGACGACAUGAAUGGAGAGGAGGAAGAGGCCGAUUAUGAGGAGGACCGGGAAAAUGGCGCUGAGAAAGGGGAUGAGGAUGCGUUGAUCUUGAAGGCUGAUAGCGACAUCGAAGAGGUGCAGGAAGACGAAACGGCAGAGGAAGGAGGAUCCGUGCCGGGGGAGAAGCCAGACGAAAAGCAGACCAAAGAGACGCCGCAGCAGACCAAGAGAGAUACAGAAUUCACCUCGGAAGAUUUCAAGAUAGAGCUCAGGGGUCUUCCUCGAUAUUUCGCAAUGGGUCAACUGAAGAAACUGCUGAAUGAGACGCUGCAGUUGAAGGCUCACAAGAUCAAGCCGGCCGGCAACAACAGAGAUUGGGCCUACGUCACUUUCCGCGACGAGAAAUCGCGGACCAAAGCGUUGGCUGUUUUGGACGAGUAUCAGUGGAAGAAAUGCACUUUCACCUGUUCGAUUGCAAAAGCCGUGGAGGACCCGGUUCUGGCCAAACGUGCGGCAGACUCCAAACUCCUCGACGGAGAUGAUCCGGAGUCCAGCAUCCCCAUCAAUGAACGGAUAGUCAAGAGUGUGACGCCAUAUGCUCUCCGCACUUACGAAGAUCAGCUGAAGGAUAAGUACAAAGCAGGUCUCACCGCACUGAGGAAGCUCGGGAACGAAAUGGCGAAGACCAACCCCGAGCUGAGGCAGUGGGUGAAGUUCCACAAGCUCCGGCGAAAGGGCCAGGUGUGCGAGGUGGAGGAGAUUGUCCCAUCGCCCCAAGUUGACGGUUAUCGCAACAAGUGUGAAUUCACAAUAGGUAUCAACCCAGAAGAUGGACUGCCCACCGUUGGUUUCAGAGUUUCCAGCUACAAGUCUGGGAGUUUGGCUGUCGGGCCAGUUGCUCAUCUAGUCCACAUUCCUAAGGCUAUGAAAGAUGUUACAAAGGUAUUUCAGGAGUUUGUUCGCAGUUCAGACCACAAGCCUUUCGACCCUCUGACGCACGAGGGCGUGUGGCGACAACUCACCGUGAGAACUUCACUGCACGACGACAUCCUCAUCGCCGUUGUGAUUCAUCCACAAGAGUUUUCAGAAGAAGAAAUUGGAGACAUUAAGCAAGACAUCAUUGACUACUUCAAAGACGGAGCCGGUGCGACAGCCAACGUCACCUCAAUCUUCUUCCAGGCAUAUGGACAGAAAGAACCUGGUCCUGAAGAAGUAGAGUUCGAGCAUCUCUGGGGAGAGGAGUAUAUCACCGAAACGGUCCUCGGCAAAACUUUCCGCAUUUCGUGCGAAUCCUUCUUCCAGGUCAAUACCAAAGGGUGCGAAGCGCUGUACGAAACCGUAGCGUCGUUUGCAGAGCUGGACGGAACUUCGGUGAUUCUUGACAUAUGUUGUGGCACAGGCACCAUCGGAAUUUCUCUAGCUGAUCAAUGCUUGAAAGUGUACGGCAUCGAGAUGGUGAAGAAGGCAGCCGAGGAUGCCCGCCACAACGCAGACCUGAAUGGGCUUCAGAAUGUUGCCAUUUACACAGGCAAAGCAGAAGUGAAUAUGAACGCAGUCAUGUCCCAGUGUUCCAGGUACAAGACCAUUGGAAUUGUCGACCCCCCGCGUGCAGGCUUGCCUGAGAAUGUCAUCCGAGCUCUUCGCAAGUGUGAAAACAUGGACCACCUGGUCUACCUGUCCUGUGAUCCAGAAGGAGCCUUCAAGAAUUUCAUCGACCUCUCCCGACCAAAGAGCAAAAACUACAAAGGAGAAUUUUUCAUCCCGAUCAGGGCCGCCAUAGUUGACCUGUUUCCGCACACGCCACACUUCGAAUUGGUCAUCUUGUUCGAGAGGUGGGAGGAACGCAAGUGGAGGAGAAUCAUGGAAGGAAACCCUCUUCCGCGUGACGAAGAUUACUUCAACCGUAUUCCGGCCAAGCCGGAAGGCACAUACCAGGGUGGCAGUAGCGAAGAAGAGUUGGAAGAAGAAGAAGACGAGGACGAGGAUGGUGGUCCGUCGGCCAAUACGGGAAUGGGUUCGUGGACGUCUCUCUCGGGAAGGGGAAAACGGCGGAAGGAGUCGUUCCAGCCAUACACGAAUCCACGUCAGCAGUUCGAUGCGGAUCCAGUAUAUAUGGGCGGGAGAUCGUUUGAGAUGGGAUACAGCGACGGGGGAAGUUCUCUCAUGAUGGCAGGACAGAUGGGAGGCAGUGGUUACAUCAGAGAGCGUGCUCAAAUGGGGGCAGGGGCAGGGGCACCAUUGGCAGGCAGCCUCAUGGGCAACUAUCCUGGCGAGGAGAGGGCUUACGAGAGAAGAGCACAACAGAUGCCGCCCUCAAAUUUCGACAGGUUCUACGACAACACUCCGGGCCUCUCAAACAGGAUCUUCGACCGACUGGGAACCAACUACAACCAACUGGGUGAGAGGCGUGACCCUUACGAGAGGCGUGACCCUUACGAGAGGCGGGAUCCAUACGAGAGGCGGGAUCCGUACGAGAGGCGGGAUCCGUACGAGAGGCGGGAUCCAUACGAAAGGCGGGAUCCUUACGAAAGGCGGCCCCUGGAUCCGUAUCGGCUCACCAGAGAUGAUUACGAGUACAACACGAUGCCUCCUCGCCGUCCAGGAAUGGACAUGUUCAGGAGGGACAACAGAGGUUUUCCUUCAAGGUACUGAAUGCCACCGAUUGCCAGUUUGUGUCUAUAAAGUUUUAGAGUUGAUGCAACUCGGAUGAUUUUGCAUCCAUCCCUUCGUCUGACAGAAGAACAUCAUAUCGAUUGAGUGGAAGCCUUGUGUAAGCAGUUUCAUAUAAAAUGUGAAUGACUAUAAUCUUUUUACUGUAAGGAACACAUAUGUACACAGUCAUUCCACGUCUAAGGUGUCAUUACUUUUAGUUUAAACUUAUAUUGAACGAAGCAGUGCAGUUGCCUUAAAAUAAGGAUUUCCUUAAGAGGAGAAAGAGCUCUAACCUUUACACAGACCAGCUUGUGAAUGUCUUGAUCCCUUAGUGAGAGUUGGCCUUAGGCCUGAUCUGUUGUUUUUAUUUUUUUUUAUUUUUAUUUCUUAUCUUUCUCUGACAAAUAAUGUACACUGUUCUUCAAGGGCUACUGAUGUGAUGUAUCAUCAGGUGACAGCCAGUGCACUUAGCAAGAUUGUAUUUUGACCUUCAAAUAGGUCAUGGUAAAUUAGAUGUUUUAUUUUAAUGCUGAAAAAAGUAAUAAAUGUCAGGUGUAAUAGUACCGACCUUAUUUUUGUCUAUGUUUGACUCUAAAUGCCAAGUUUUUAUGUACAUAACAUCAACACUGUUGUACCCAAUGUAAACAUAUUUACAAGCAAAGUAAAAACAGUUUGUAUCA